AUGCAGCGGCUCUCGUCGCAUGUCUCGCAGUGUGUGUGGCGGGCAGUGAUGCCAUGCGGCCGGUGCAUCUAUUCACUGCCGCUCGCGUUGCCCUCGCGCUGUUAUUAUCCGGCGAUUCCACUGCGUUCACCCAAAGCAGCGGAGGCGCCCGCGUAUCAGUGCGGGGAGUGCGGGAAGACGUUUCGUCUGCUAAACGCACUUAAUCAUCACAUCAUGACAAAGCACGCCGGCCACGCCAAGGCGAUGGUGAACAGAGGGGGGAAGUUGGAGGAAGUGAAACCUGAAGAAGCAAAGGCCAAAGCUUCACCGACGACUGACACCCCACCAGCAGGAGCAGCAGCUUCUCACACCCCCACAGGUUUUCCUGGCAUGACGUACUCGCCGUUGGGGGGUGCUGCGCCAUUUGGAACUCCAGUUGGAGCGACCACAGUGACACCGAGUCAGGCACAAUCUUCGACAACAAUACCGGCAGGGACGAAUACCAUGUCGGGAAACACCGUGACAGACGAGGAUGCUGACAAGAAGCUUUUUGUUUGCACCAUCUGCCAAAAAACAUUCCGUUUGGAGGCGGCAUUGCAGCAUCACUAUCAGGCCAAGCAUAACAUGGAGAUGCCGACCGUCUCCGCAAGUGGGAGUAGUCGACCUGCGGUUCCAAGCAGUACUGUCGCCGGCGUGGCAGGCGCAGCCGUUGGUGCUGCCUCCGAUGAUGCGGCGAAAACCACUUCGGGUGUGCAGUACGUCCAUGGCCAGGACUCUGUUCUUCCUCAGGCCCCACAGUACCACCUUGACGUUGCCCCCAACGCCCCGGAAGAGGGCGACGUUGCGGCCCAUUGGCGAUGUGUCAACCACUGUGUUGUACUGGGCAUGGUACAGAACAUUCAGGAGGGAUACGUGUUUGAGGACAAGGUCGUUCAGUUCACGUUGAUUACUGACUUUGAGGGGCCCUCUCCUGGCGACCCUGACAAGGACUUUCAUACCGUACGUGUCUUUGACGGCAGCUACAGCGAACAGGUGAAGCAGGAACUGCGGGAAGGGGAGCGUUUCCUCGUGACGGGUCGGCUGCGUAUGGUACCGCAGUACGACAGUGCCAUGAAGAAGUAUUACCACUACCCGGUCAUUCAAGUUCACCCAGGCUCCGGCUCUGUACUGAAGGUCUGA
This is a messenger RNA of Trypanosoma grayi, 1158 nucleotides long. RefSeq names its product RNA-editing complex protein. The transcript has a single exon. The record is from RefSeq and is a predicted model, not a curated record. The coding region runs from base 1 to 1158 and encodes 385 amino acids. NCBI's taxonomy places the organism in Eukaryota, Euglenozoa, Kinetoplastea, Trypanosomatida, Trypanosomatidae.